Molecule: messenger RNA, 1889 nt
Organism: Carassius carassius (crucian carp)
Lineage: Eukaryota; Metazoa; Chordata; Actinopteri; Cypriniformes; Cyprinidae
Product: PDZ and LIM domain protein 4-like
Exons: 7
Coding region: 12-1106 (364 amino acids)
Biological process (GO): heart development; muscle structure development; actin cytoskeleton organization
Cellular component (GO): adherens junction; Z disc; stress fiber
Molecular function (GO): actin binding; muscle alpha-actinin binding
Source: RefSeq, a predicted model, not a curated record
GUAAAGAGUGAAUGAGGAGAGCGAGUUCUUCUGCUGUGGUCGGGAUGCUGUCUGGAUCAAAUAUGUCUCACACUGUGACUCUCGCCGGUCCCUCGCCGUGGGGGUUUCGUCUGGUGGGCGGACGGGACUUCAGCACACCGCUCAUCAUUUCAAGAAUAACACCUGCGAGUAAAGCAGCACUGGGUGAUUUGUGCCCUGGAGACACCAUCCUAGCCAUCAAUGGAGAAAGUACGGAGACCAUGACACACAUGGAGGCUCAGAACCACAUUAAAGCCUGCACAGAUCAGCUUGUGUUGGCCAUCAGCAGAUCUGGAAAGGUUUGGUCUCCGACUGGAAUAGAAGAAAACAAGACAAGUCCAUACACAGGCACACUGGAGUCUGACUCGCAGACCUUUCGACCAAUCAGCAGCGGCUAUAGCCCCACUCCCAAGAGUCCGUCCCCCAAGAGUCCCAUCACAGGUGCUGUGCCCUACAACAACGGCACCUCCAGACCUGCCUACAACAAUCCAGCAGGCCUGUAUUCACACAAUAAUGGAAAUGGUGCCCUACCAAAGCAGAUGGCAGGCCUCAGCCUGGGCUCCACUCACAGCCCUGAUCUGCCAGUAAAUUCAUCAGGCAACCGCAACGGCUUCGACACACAGUCAGACGUCUACAGGAUGCUCCAGGACUAUGUGGAACCUGUGUCAGCUCCCAAACAAUCUGGCUCCUUCAAAUACCUGCAGGGAAUCCUGGAAGCUGAGGACGGGGGGGUCUCACCGGUGGACAGACACGGGGUCAGAGGCCUGCGUUCCCCUGUCAGAUCCCCCGUGCCAAAGCUGGGCAGCCCCAUUGCAGCUCCUCUGGCACCCAUCCACGGCUUACAGAAGCUGCCGCAGUGCACACGCUGUGCAAACGGCAUUGUGGGAACCAUCGUGAAGGCCAGAGACAAGCUCUAUCACCCCGACUGCUUCAUGUGUGACGACUGCGGGCUGAAUCUAAAGCAGAGAGGAUACUUCUUCAUCGAUGAGAAUCUGUAUUGCGAGACGCACGCCAAAGCCCGAGUGCAGCCUCCGGAGGGGUACGACGUGGUGGCCGUGUAUCCCAACUCCAAAGUGGAACUGGUCUAAGCACACACACACACUUUAACCCAAACACACACACACAGGUUUUCCAUGAGGAUUCAUCUCGGCCAAGUGGAAAUGAGAAUAACAAACUGAAAUGUCUUCUUCAGACCCUGCUCAACUUUAACCUGGACUCUGUAGAUUGUUAACCUGCAGUUAACCUUAUUCCUAGGUUAGACAGUCUCCCUAACAUUCAUACAGAGCAGUUUGGUGUUGCUUUAUUAAGAGGAAAGUUUGAAACGCAAGAUAACUGAAUAAACAAAACAAUAUCUGUCCACCUAAAUUCCAGUGGCACACCAGCGAUUUAUUUUCCUGAAAGCUGUGGUGAACUGAGGUGCUCGAAAAGACCACGAAGAAUGUCCCGAGCCAUGUGGAAAAUGGAAAUGGUAGUCAUUUAUUCAGAAAGUUUGGGACAGUGUGUUUAUUCUUUGGCUGAGAAGCCAAGACGUGUUUUUUUCUCUCUUGCUUCCAUCACCAAAUCGAACUUAUCUUUGCUGUAAACCGAAGAAAAAGGAGACAGCAUUACGAAAACUGCAUUUGAUUGGCUCUGAGCAAAUUUAUGCUACAUGCAUGUUGUGUGUGAAUAUGUUUUGACACCUAAUGAUAAUUUUCUGUCAAUUUCUGUGGCAAAUAUGCAAUGCAUUCUCAGGAGAAAUGUCUACGGAUGGUUUCUCAUCAGCUAUCAUCAUGGUGAAGAGAAUAUUGCUAAAUCAGGCCACACAUACCAGCAUCUUUGAUCUAUUUAGGUAUUUCUUGACGUUUUCUGUCAUAAAGCAAGCUACCUGAGAA